This is a messenger RNA of Acanthaster planci (crown-of-thorns starfish), 6144 nucleotides long. RefSeq lists its product as uncharacterized. NCBI's taxonomy places the organism in Eukaryota, Metazoa, Echinodermata, Asteroidea, Valvatida, Acanthasteridae. The record is from RefSeq and is a predicted model, not a curated record.
GUCAUAUGAAGUGCACGUGAAUCAUAAGGGCAAGGAGUACAAUGCAUGCAGUACAUUAAAAUACGGCGUCAACAUAUUUCAACGUUGCCAUGUCAGCCAUUUUUGUUGGUGAGCCUGUUAUCUUUCAAACGUUAAAGACUACAGGCCGUGAUGCAGCUGCACGUAAGUGAAGCAGACCUGUAUGGAUGAGGGAAUGACGGUGCUGACGUACGGUGUGGGAUCAUGGACGAAUUCCCCCAAUCACGGAGGAAGGAUACAAUCACUAAUGCCGGGAUGAGAGACUGAAUAAAAGCUCAUAGGCCUGCUGAACCCACAAGACGAGUACUAGGAGAAACGGGAGACAAUGGGUGCAGUUUGGAGCUGGCUGCUUGGAUCAGGGAAUCCUAGCCAAGAGCACCUGCAGCCAGCAUCUUUGGGUGCGUCCAACGUCGAUUCCAUCACACAACAUGCAACACCAGCUGCAAAUUUUCCACCAAAUGUGGCAGUGACAGGACGAAACAAUCCGGUUUUUCUCAAUCGUGUCGAAGGAUCAAUAUUCAACUUCUAUGCGGAGACUCCUAAGAACGAAAAGGGGCACUUGGGGAUAAAUUGUGCUGAGCAGCUGAAGACAUAUUACUUGAAGGAAAUGAGCACAAUUCCGAUCCAUCCAAUUCUGCUGUCCACAACGAGGAAGAUCAAGGAUAUUUUCAUACAGCUGCUGCUCCGUAAAGAGACGCACAGGACUAGAAGAGCUGAAAAAGGAGUAAGACUGAGGGCAGACUCCAAGGAAUGCUACCCAGAUAAUCCGAUAAUGGAGCCUUUGAAAUCCCAAGACGAUCUGAUGCAACUCCUGAUUGAUGAUGGCCACGUUGUUGUCGUGGGAACAGCUGGGAAGGGUAAAACUACCCUCACUAGAAAGAUUGCGUAUGACUGGACUUGCCAUGCUUCUGAUUCGUGCUUGAGUUUGUUCAAGCUUGUGUUCGUUCUGAGAAUGAAGGAGAUCCAAGUUGGCUCGGGCAUCCUUGAUUCAAUGCGCAAGAUUCUCCCAACGGACGUUGGGGUAUCGAGGCGGCAUCUCCAGCACAUAAUACACGAAAAUCAGAGAGAAGUCCUUAUCAUAUUUGACGGCUUGGACGAAGCUUCCUCAACUGUACUCGAAGGUCCAGUCCAUGAUGAUGACUACCCAAUCAAAGAUGUCUUGUCCGCCAAAGCUCUUCGAAAUUGCUCAGUGCUCGUUACAACACGCCCACACAAAAUGGACCAACUUCGAAGCUACUUUAAAAACUACACAGUCGUUGAGACAACUGGUUUUUCAUCGGACAACAGGAAUAAGUAUAUACAGCAGUUUUUCUCUGAUGACAAGAGCAUUGGAGAAGCUCUUAUAAAGGAAGUAGAUGUUACUGCUUUUAUUCAUACCUUAGCACAGUGCCCUAUCAUGUUGUUGCUUCUGUGCUUGAUUUGGAAUCAUGACCAGACCCUACCCCAACGAUUAACAGAGCUAUACGAAAGGGCAGUAAAUGUGCUGGUCGACCACCUUUCCAGUAAAGGCAGUCCAAAUCUCCAUGAUCCGACGAAAAUGGAUGCGCUCAUAGAGGUCAUUGGCAGAGUCGCAUUUGAAGGAUUGAUCAAUCCCUUGGGAGAAAGGUUGGUGUUCUCCCCAGAAGAGUUCUCUAACAAUCUGGAGUACGCAUUUCAGAUUGGCAUUUUAUUUCAGGAGACAAGGAUCGUUGUUGAGCACAUCGUGAGGACGAUUAAUUUUUUGCACAAGUCGUUUCAAGAAUUUUUCGCUGCCAAAUUCUUAGCACUAAAAGCAGGGGGGCAGAUACGAGAAAAGCUAUUGCCACUUGUAACGUUGGAAACGAUCCAGGAAAAGGAGUACCUUCUUCGGUUUUGUUGCGGCAUGAACCAAGAGGCUGCCUGCGCGAUUCUUGAGCACAUCAACGGACUCAGCGAAGAUCUGCAAACACCAGCCUACUUGUGGAUACAGAGUUUCUCGUUGGUGCUAGUUUUCGAGGCGCAGUCACCGGACUUGGUUAAAGCGGUGGGGUCACGUUUAACACUGAAAUACAAGGAAGAUUUUUCGGCCAUGGUCUACUUUUUGCAAUGGCUUCCGGAUUUCGUCCGACUAGACAGGCUAAACAUCCAUGUGACCCAUAUUCAUGCGCAAGCUGCCUCACGCAGUAUUCUGGAACAAGUCAGGGUGGACUCUUUAUAUUUCCAUCUCGACCUGACUUCUAUGAAUUCAGGACAGUUUCUAAAUCAGCUAACGGCUCUCAGAGAAAACAUUGCUAGCAUGCCCCACCAGCCUCAUGCUACACGUCUGUAUUUAACCACGGAUGGCUGUGAUAAUCAUUCCAACACAGAGGAGUGUAACACCGUCGGUAUUCAAAUCUCCCAGCUUAGUUGCUUCUUUCGAGAAAAUCAAACCCUUAAGAAUUUUGGCAUAGGACUCGCAGGCAACAUCAUCCGAUCAGAAGUGCAGCUGAAGGACUUCGUUGGUACCCUUGUGUCAUGCAAGGCGACGUACUUGUGCAUUGAUGACAACGACUUGCACGGAUCACUUGGCAUCCUUUCUCCGCUAUUCCAGACCUUGACGUCCCUUGUGCUGCGACGCUGCAGCCUGACUGACGAUGAUAUGAACAAGGUGUCUAGGUUUGUGACAGAGGCAAAUAACCUUACUUGCCUGUACUUUCACGGCGGAAACUUUAGUCAGGAUGCAGUUUACACUCUGAUAGACGCCAUCAAUCAAAACGAAUCUAUCGAUCUUGAGAAACUAUACCUGUGCGAUAUCGACUUAGACCCGUCACUGGUCUCUAGGAUGGUCUUGGAAAAAAUCCCACACUUGAAGGAGUUUAAAACAGGGUUCUUCGCAAAACGGGAAUGAAGGCCUCCCCGACACAAAAUCACAGAAACCAGAUGGAUCACCCGAUCUGACUACCCACCACUGCAAGCGAGGUUUGUGUGGAGGAAUGACCCUGUUUGGAGCUGGGAAGAAAUAUGUUAUGGUAGGCCUAUUAUUUCAUCGAGAACGCAUUGAAGUGAGCUUUUGUCCUGAAACAAAAUAAACUUCAUGCUAUAGAUUUGGUAGUAAAUAUAUUAUCGUUAAAAAUGGAUCCUUUCCAGGAGGAAAGAAUGCGGGGAAAAAAAAGAAACGAAAAUAUCAUCUGGGAUUCAAACCAAUAGAGAGCACCCACAAUACUAGCUCUUUUCCCAUACACAAGAUCAAAUUCUUCCCUUUUUUACCCACGACCCCUCAUAAUGACACCGGAGCCGUUUAAUUCCGUUCUUAACGUAGUAUGUUUCGGCCCUGUUCCGAACGGGAGCGUCUCUCUGUAAAAGCCACAUUUGUUAAACAGCGGUGGGUAGUCCAGUCGGAUGGAACGAUACGACAGGUGUUUCAGCUGGCCAUAAAAGAGGCUGGAGUGGGGAUGUGUCCAUCUCGGGGACAAUGUCUACACCCUGCCACUUACAAGGCAUGAAGUAAUUGUAUCCUCAGUGCAUGCGGACAUAAUCAUGUAACGCUGCAGCCUGUAUCAAACCUCCAAUUCGCAUUUGAGAAAAAUAUAUUUGCACUUUCAUGGAAAAGAGAAGGUGCCUUAAUACUCAGCAACGACUGCCAUGCCGAGACUCCUGGCUGGCAUUCACUCCUCUCUCGUUGAACUGUGUCGUUUAUUUAACGUACUGGCCGUGUUACCAGGAGUAAUAAUGAAGGCAGGCACGAAGUUAGUCAGACCUCUAUUUAUUAGUGAAAGGAUUCUUGUGCACAGAGUAUAUGCAGCGUUUUCGGUUCAGAGUUGCAUACAUAGAGAGUGCGCAGCACCAUCUUUCGGGCCUGUUUGUUUCACACGGAUUGGAAUCGCGAUCAUUGAUCUGUAAUCCAACGAAGGAUCACUGAUCGUGAUCCAGACAAGCACGGCCUUAGAGUUUGAUACAAAAUGGCUGUUCAUUACCGUGUGACGGUGCAGUAGCACGCAGCUGUUGUUUACUAAUUAUGUUACAUGUGCGCUGAUGUAUAAUCCACCAUUUUGGUUUCAACAGUAGGCAAAUAUCAAAACACAAUGACGUCACGCAAUGUUUACUGCAGUGCAUUGUGGGUGAAAAGUCGGGAUACAUGUACAUGUAGAAAUCAAAGAUGGCGGACACGUGUGAGCCUUCGCGCGCAUUUAGAGGGAGCAAAUUUGCAGUCUCGCGGAAGCUUGAAAAAAUGUAGCUCUGGCGUUCGUACUUGAUACACACAAUGGCACGCAACAUUUAACGCGAACCAAUUUGGAAAAUGUAGGUUUCUCAAUUUAAUAAUUUUUUUGACAAUUUUCCAUUCGCGUGAUGUUAGCAAUAGCUCACGUAUUAUCGUUCGUCCCGAACAGGGAGCUGGAUAGGGCUUAUGGCCUUACACAGAUUUCAUUGAAGGAAAUACGUCACGUGGGUUCACAGAUAACGAAGCGCAGAUUCUUCUGCCAGGUGCGCGAGCUCGCUCAAUGCGUUACACAAGCGGCAGUCAUCAAUUCGAUAUUUUCUUUUUCAUUCUCAUUGCUGAAAAUAUUUUCACUACACUUUAUUCGUUAAUCCGAAAUUAAUCAAGAUAGCCAAUGAUUUUUAGUAUAUCGCCAAAGGCCAUUUGCAAACUCACGUGCAAAACUAGUUUAUCUUGAAUAAGUAGAUUACCAUCAAAAACACUAUGCACCACACCACAUCGCGGUCCAGCACGAUCGUGACAUCACAGGAAAAGGGUCUAUGCGGCAAAGUCGUAUCAAGUCUAAAACCAGUUUUGCAGAGACUUUAAGGGGGCAAUCAAUAAUAUUGCUCUACUGAGACAACCCAUAUGUGAAGUUUGGAUUUCACUGUUUCUUUGUACACCUGUGUGUGGUGGCAUGAAAACAGGAUUUGCUCCAAAAGUGUGUAUUUUGGGAAAGACACCUAACAGUAAGGAUAUAGCUUUAAUUGGCCAGCAGGCGUAUUUUUCCAUAUGCCCUUCUCUCUUUGGAAGCCUCAAAGUGGGAUUUUAGCUUGACAAACUCUGGACGCUGGAGGUAAAGGGGAUUAAAGUCAAUAGCGUUCGGUGAUAAUAUCCUAAAUGAGCCCCGUGCACUUUUAAUAGUUAAUUGCGUCGUCGGUGUUGAUUGUUAACCCCCUCCCAGAAAUUUCCCAGAAAAAGUGCUUUUGCCUCCCCCCGGCCAAGUUUCUUGUGACGCGCACGGUUGCGCACACCCCAUUCAGCGAUUUGAACAAAGGGGCGUUUGAAUACAGUGAUAAAGAACUUGAUUGGGCUGGGUUCCUUACGGUCAAGGCUUGAUUUCCAAAGGAAAUCCGGAGGUAUAAAGUGUCCUCUUGUUUCUUGGAAGAGGAAAUUUACACAGAGUUUAUACUUCGGGUCUUGUAACAUGUAUAUGUACUGUAGUUGUAGCGUAACGCAAACGCAUAAAAUUUACCACGCUGGUGAAUGUGGUUAUUUAUAAAGCUGCAGUAUACGUGCACUUAAAUCGACCUAAGAAUAAUAUCCGAAGACCUCUUUCGGUCCUGUGAGAAUCUGAAAAAUUAAUACUUUUGUGUUACUUUUACAUCACAUUAAUAUUGAGUGAAGCAGUCACCCGAGUUUCUCCUCACUCAAGAACUCUAAGAACACCGCCUGUCAUUCAUUCUCGUCAUAUUAUUAUGGCAUAGCCUUCGUUUAAUAGUGGUGUUCAGGUAAAUUGGAUGGGUGUAGGUUUCUGAGUAUUCAUCUUGGCGACAAAGGCUGUCUCCUCGCACACCUCAAAGACACAGGUUUUAAUUUGAAGUUGUUCAGUAUAUACAUGAAUUGUGAGUUUUUGCAAUGCUCAGUUUAUGUGCUGCUAUCCGAAGGAGUUGACUGUUUUAGUCAUUUUUGAAGUUUUGAAAUAUUACUUUAUUAUGAAAUGUACCUAAGAUCUUCGGCACUUCUUUUUAUCUUGCUCACCUUGAAAUGUUAUGUUAGCAUGCCAUUGUGUGAUUUUGCUAAACCCUGUUGUCUUUCACUUUUUUUCACAAUCUCGCUAUAGUGUAAAGUUUCAAUAUUUCAAAUUCCUUGUCUUUUUUAUUUGCAGAUUUGAUACGCUUGGGAUCCAAUUUAUCCUAAUUACGUAAUAAAAAAAAUUUCGGCCAAAUGCAAAAACCUCCUGUUAAUUUGUACCUCUGUAGAUGCUGAACAGC